AUGUUCAAUCCCCUCAUUCGAAAUCCUCUGCUAGCGCCGCUCACUCGGGUUGUGGGCAUAAGCCCAAUCUCCACCCUAGCAGACUUUCUCUGUCGCUCGUGCGAUUCCAGUUCAGCAAAAUGGUGGCGCCUUUUCUUUUUCAGCGACUGCCUAAAAUCCCUAAGCUUCUGUUCGAACAAAUCACUAAUGCCCUCAUCCCCUCUUUUGUUCGAUCAAUUCCUUCCCUAUGUGGCUCCCUUUGAAUCAUUGUCGCUCGUGUUUCUCCCUCGCGCUGCUGAACAGGCCACCAUUCUGGACGAGUCCGAUCUCUGGAUUCUGUUCAACGCAAAGACAAGUUGCCCGAUCAGCUAUGCCUCCCUGAUGUUUAAUCACAUAAUUAAAUAUCAAGAUGAAGAGUGUAGCGGGAAGCUGCCUUUUGGCCCGCAAAUCACCUAUCUGCUGGCAAUCUUACGGGUUGAUUUGCGUGGAAAAAUUACUAAAAGGGAUGUUCAUUCAGACCUUCAAGCUCAGCAUGUUCUUCGCCGCACUCUCUCGGCGCUUGGACCUCGAAAACUUGCCAAAGUUCAAGGGGGAGACAAAUCUGCUCAGUCUGAAUCCGAACCUGAAUCCGAACCUAAUGAAGACGACAAUACUGCAGCGUUGUCUGCGAGACUUGGCAAAGGAAAGGAAGUGGCAGAAUCGUCCGGAAAGCGCAAGAGGGGUCUAAACAUGAGACAUCUCCAGGAAGGGAUAAAGCUGGAGAAGGAGGGAAAAGUUAUUCUUCAUGAUCUCACCGUGGCCCUAAAAGGGAAAGAGGCCAGUUCUUCUGGCAAGAAGGUUAACAAGGUUUUAUUCUUACCUUCGGAGAAUGAGGAAGACGACCCGUCGGAGUAUGCUUCGUCUCCGGAUUACACCUACUAG
Messenger RNA from Linum trigynum, 900 nucleotides. The record is from the annotation of a GenBank genome assembly. Lineage: Eukaryota; Viridiplantae; Streptophyta; Magnoliopsida; Malpighiales; Linaceae.